This is a messenger RNA of Ixodes scapularis (black-legged tick), 1616 nucleotides long. RefSeq lists its product as uncharacterized. The transcript is spliced from 6 exons. Bases 31 to 1212 code for a protein of 393 amino acids. NCBI's taxonomy places the organism in Eukaryota, Metazoa, Arthropoda, Arachnida, Ixodida, Ixodidae. The record is from RefSeq and is a predicted model, not a curated record.
CACGCCAGGGAGCGGAUAUCACACGACGGAAUGGCUCGCAUCUUCUUGGCUGAGUUUCUGCUCCAUCUUUCGUUAUUCACGGGCACGCUGAUGACCGCGACGUCGCUGAAGCUCCUCGACGUUCAGAUACCACGGACAGUCAAAGAGGGCGAAGCGGUUCGGCUGACCUGCGCUUAUGACCUGGGGGGAGAACUCCCCUACUCAACCACGUGGACCAAGAACGGCGGGGUGUUCUACCAAUCUACUCAAUCCGGCGGAAAGUUGUCCCCGUUCUCCGGAGCUGAUGUGAACCUGCACCAAAGUAGCGCCUCAUCCGUGCUACUUGAAAACGUGACCAAGGAGUUGGAAGGACAGUACGCCUGCGAAGUUUUCACCGCAGCACCACAUUUCCACCUCGUCAGAGGAAGCGGGCCAAUCAGCGUCGUCGAAAAACGAGAUGCCACGAGUGCGGGUGACCUUCGACUUCUCGGUCUGGGUGUGCCAGCGUACGCCCGGUUGGGAGGCAGCGCCAGGCUGCACUGCCUCUUCAAGCUCGGGAGUGCACCACUAUACUGCGUCAAGUGGUACAAAGAUAAUCACGAGUUCUUUCGCUACCUCCCGAGCGAGAACCCGCCCAAGAAGAUUUUCCCAAUGAGAGGGCUUACGGUAAACGUUGCGGAAAGUGACCAGUUCUCGGUGCUUCUGGAACAACUGACUUUGCACAGCGGGGGAGCAUACCGGUGCGAGGUCGUCACUGAAGCUCCUACCUUUGAAGUGGUGACCGGGGACGAGAUCCUUAACGUGACAGCUCCGCCGAAGGUGGGUCCAAAGAUAAGAGGCGCCCAGACGCAUUACAACAUAGGCGACACCGUGGACAUCGCCUGCGUUUCCCUCGGGUCCAGGCCAGUGGUCAACUACAGUUGGUACCUCAAUGGGCUUCCCCCCGAUCCGACGAACUCCGAGAUCAGCAACCUGGCAACUCCGACCGUCGAAGGCCUCGACUCUUCUGUCAGCAGACUCCGCUUCAAGAUCAGUGACGACCUAUUUAUCAAUGGAACAGUCUCCAUCAAAUGCGUGGCUAGCAUUCCCAACGUGUACAUAGGGUCCGACGAGAAGGUCGUUCACCAAAGGUCUGAUGGUGCAGAUGCUACAACGCCAACCAAGAGUGCUGACGACGAGUGCCUUUCCAAGUUGAUUUCAAUCAUUAGGAAAGUAUGGGCUUCCUAUCGGUAAAAACAUAUAUAUGCCCCGUUUCACUGUAAGUUCGACCGUAGCCGACUCCACAAUCUGAUGGAACCAACCAAGCAGAGUUAAAAGUGUAUUUUCACGGCGCUCCUUGUCUUGUGUGUAUGCCAUCACCAACUGAAUGCAUUACCCCCACUUCACAGCACGGAAAGGCGACAAAACGCCACAUUUUGCGGUGGCCACUUUGUAGGGGUAGUUACGUAUGCCCGACGAUGCCGGCCUCUACGGUAUUUCUUUUAACAGCGGGAGCUGCGUUUGCCUGCUUUUACUUGACGAGAGCGCGUGCAUAGAAGGCCCGCUCAACGUGUUGUGCUUGCUCCUGUAGAUUCUCUUCUAUUCAUGUUUGUAGCGAAACAGAGUAUAAAUAAGAGGGGUCGUCAGAUUCCAGUGAA